Closterium sp. Yama58-4 is the source of this 2292-nucleotide messenger RNA. NCBI's taxonomy places the organism in Eukaryota, Viridiplantae, Streptophyta, Zygnematophyceae, Desmidiales, Closteriaceae. The record is from the annotation of a GenBank genome assembly.
AUGGCGCAGCGGUCGCUACAGUCGCUGGAGUUCAGCCAGCUCAGACGCGUCGACGGGCUGCCGUCGGGCCUCAGAACGCCCAGCGCGAGCGGAAAUGGCGUCGUGUCGCUGCUGCCCGGGUCGCAGCAGAAGCAAGUGCGCGUGAAGGGCAAGGCGCGGGUGAACAAUGGCGGCUUCGCGUGCCGCGCCUCGGGUGGAGUUGUUGAGCUCGAGCCCGCAUCGCCCGGCAGUCCGAUUCUCGUGCCUCGGCUACAGUACGCGGACUCGGUGUCGAAGACGAUUCGGCGCAAGACGCGCACGGUGAUGGUGGGCAACGUGGCGGUCGGCAGCGACCACCCCAUCCGCGUGCAGACCAUGACCACGUCUGACACCAAGAACGUGCAGGCCACUGUCGAGGAGGUGAUGCGCAUCGCAGAUCGCGGCGCGGAGAUCUGCCGCAUCACGGUGCAGGGGCGAAAGGAGGCGGACGCGUGCGAGCAGAUCAAGAACAAGCUCGUGCAGGCCAACUACAACAUCCCGCUGGUGGCGGACAUCCACUUUGCGCCCACCAUUGCACUGCGCGUGGCGGACUAUUUCGACAAGAUCCGCAUCAACCCCGGCAACUACGCGGACACGCGCGCGGUGUUCAAGACGGUGGAGUACACGGACGAGAGCUACCAGCAGGAGCUGGAACACAUCGACGAGGUGUUUUCAAAGCUAGUGCUCAAGUGCAAGCAGCUGGGGCGGGCCAUGCGCAUCGGAACCAACCACGGCAGUCUCUCUGACCGCAUCAUGAGCUACUAUGGCGACUCGCCACGUGGCAUGGUGGAAUCAGCCCUUGAGUUCGCGCGCAUCUGUCGCAAGCACGACUACCACAACUUCCUCUUCUCCAUGAAGGCCAGCAACCCUGUCGUCAUGGUGGCGGCCUACCGCCUGCUGGCGGCGCAGCUGAGGAGUGCGGGCCCGGACUGGAACUACCCUCUGCACCUGGGGGUGACAGAGGCCGGGGAGGGGGAAGAUGGGCGCAUGAAGUCCGCCAUUGGCAUUGGCGCGCUGCUGCAGGACGGCCUUGGUGACACCAUCCGAGUGUCGCUCACGGAAGCUCCAGAGGAGGAGAUUGAGCCGUGCUCUGCACUCGCUAACUAUGGCAUGCGCGCUGCCCAGCUCGGCAAGGGCGUGGAGGACUUUGAGGAGAAGCAUCGCAGCUACUUUGAGUUCUCGCGCCGCUCUGGCCAGCUGCCUCUGCAGAAGGAGGGAGACGCCAUUGACUUCAGGGGGAUGCUUCACCGCGAUGGAUCUGUUCUCAUGUCCGUUGAUGCUGGCAUGCUCAAGAACCCCGAGGCGCUCUACCGCGCUCUCGCGUGCAAGGUGGCCGUCGGCAUGCCUUUCAAGGAUCUGGCCACAGUGGACAGCAUUCUCCUCCGCGAGUCCCCAGCCGUUGACGACAAGGAAGCGCGUCUGGCCCUACGUAGGCUGCAGGAGGUGGGCGUGGGCGUGCUGGUGCCCGUGGAGGCCCUCGCAGCGUCGCCACUCCCCAACGCCGUGGCUCUGCUCACGCUGGAGCAGGCGAAGCUGGGCGUGCACAAGCACCUGCCGCAAGGAGCGGCGCGCUUUGCAGUGAGUGUGCGGGGCGACGAGAGCGAGGAGGACCUCAAGGCGUUGGUGGGGUUGGACGCUGUGAUGCUGCUGGCGCACGUGCCCCCGCAGGCAGAGGACAGCACUGUCAGCCGCGUGCACGCCAGCCGCAGGCUGUUUGAAUUCCUGCAGUCCAAUAACAUCACGACACCUGUCAUCCACCACGUCAGCUUCCCCGACGGCACUUCCAAGGAUGAUCUGGUGCUGCAGUCGGGUGCCGAGGCCGGUGCUCUGCUCGUGGAUGGGCUGGGAGACGGAGUGCUGCUGGAGGCGCCGAGCCACGACAUGGAGUUCCUCCGCAACACGUCCUUUGGCAUGCUGCAGGGGUGCCGCAUGCGCAACACCAAGACGGAGUUCGUCUCAUGCCCAUCAUGCGGCCGCACGCUGUUCGAUCUGCAGGAGGUGACUGCGUCCAUCCGCGAGCGCACCUCGCACCUCCCUGGCGUUGCUAUCGCCAUCAUGGGGUGCAUUGUGAACGGCCCCGGUGAGAUGGCUGAUGCUGACUUUGGCUAUGUGGGAGGGGCGCCCGGGAAGAUUGACCUCUAUGUUGGCAAGGAGGUGGUGCAGCGCGGCAUCCCCAUGGAGGAGGCCACAGACGCCCUGGUGAAGCUCAUCAAGGACCACGGCCGCUGGGUGGAGCCGGCGCAGGAGGAGGAGGUGCAGGCCGUUGCCGCCUGA